Trichoderma asperellum CBS 433.97 is the source of this 1687-nucleotide messenger RNA. NCBI's taxonomy places the organism in Eukaryota, Fungi, Ascomycota, Sordariomycetes, Hypocreales, Hypocreaceae. The record is from RefSeq and is a predicted model, not a curated record.
CCUGCAAUGGCUACCCUGAGUAAGCCAAUGAAUCUCUCCCGUUUUGUUAUGUGGUGAACUAUCACGGGCCGACUGGGCACGGCGGCCUGUCAUGCAUGCGUGGGUGCGCCGCAUGCUCUGCUUCCUUCAGCCUUUUCAGCGGACGUGGCCCCUACUGCUGCGGCUCUUCUCUCUUUUUCCCUUCCACCUUGUCUGUUAUUAUUCUUGUCGGUGCUUUUUGUUUUGCUCUGCUUCUCUCUGCUCAUGUCUUUCUUCAGCUCAAGUGAGCUAGCCUGGUGAAAUUUGUCUCUCUUCCCGGCAUAUCCGAAAGACUUGUUUGUGAUAGACUUGUUGUUGUUGUUGUGCUUACACGUGAGAAUUUGACGACUAACAUGCCUUCUUUUUUCCCCUCAGUCGGCAAGGGGCGCAAGCCCAAAUUUGAACUUCAUCUAAAGAUUUAUGAUUUAAACAACGUACCUCUUGUUUCUGGAACUUCAUUCAUCAAAUGGCAUCUACCGCAUUCUAUGCAUGCCGACCAUCGCGGUCGCACGCCCAAGGCGGCCAUCGCCAAUCAUCGGGUGGAAUACAGCUUCAACAAAGUAAUAACAGGCGUUCGCAUGUCCGUCGACAAGAGCAACAGCCUCAAUGAGUGUCUAAUAGAGUUCGAAAUUGUCCAAGAAUUUGCUCUCACAGAGAAGAUUUCACUCGGCCACAUCAAGCUCAACCUGGCUGAAUAUGUUGAGGAGAGCGAAACGUUUUUGAGAGAGAUAAAUGCUUUGCCUUCGACUAGAAAACGAACGAAUAGCUCAGGGAGCCCAACGAGUGCCAACGACUUGAAAUUGUCCGACGAAGUCCAAAGAGAUGCUGAAGAGGGCAUCGUCCGCAGGUAUCUCAUGCAGGACAGCAAAGUCAACAGCACCCUCAAGAUUAGUAUCCUGCUCAUCCAAGUGGACGGUGAACGCAGCUUUAUUGCGCCACCAUUGAAGACGGCCCCAGUGUUUGGGGGAAUUGCGGGUUUCAUGGCUCCAGAACAGAAUGAAGAUGAAGUUCUAGGACCUCUGCCAAAUUUAUCUAAGAAUAGAGAUGUUGCUGAGGUCCAAGAUUUAUAUCGUCGAACUCUCGCAGCUUCCUGGACUCGGCAGCCCUCUGAACUCCAUACCGAUGAGUGCAUCGAGGACAUUUUCGCCGGUGGGAACGGCUGGAGAACAAAGCACAGAAGCGCCACCAGCCCAGAUUCUGAAGAUGACGACUAUGAAGAGGAUGGCACCCUCCGGCCCAACGAAUUCCGCCGCAUGGGCAUGAACCACCGCCGCAACCACUCCGGCUCGUCAAACCACUUCCGCCGCGGCAGCAACAACUCCUAUAACCCCCCCAGCAGCCCACGCCCCCACCAUCACCGCACACCCAGCGGCUCGAGCGAUAAGAGCGUCUCAACCGUCACCGGCGGCGGGUUCAACCGCCUUAGGAAGGGCGUGCGCAUCCUCCGCGAGGACGGCAGGGAGACGCCCUCGCGAGACGACGACAUGCUCAGCACAAGGAGCGUCGGCAGCCUCGUCAGCGCGGCGCCGACAAUGGGCAGCAGCGAGCGCGAGAGGGAUCACAUGAAGCGGACAAAGGAGAUUCGGGAGUCGGACGUGAGGGAUGAUUUGGUAGCGUGGAGUUUACCUGGGAUGGUGUCUGCGUGAAUUAUUCAAAAGAUGGGAACUGC